Messenger RNA from Bactrocera latifrons, 2672 nucleotides. RefSeq names its product YTH domain-containing family protein 1 (gene Ythdf). Gene Ontology annotation, biological process: mRNA destabilization. NCBI's taxonomy places the organism in Eukaryota, Metazoa, Arthropoda, Insecta, Diptera, Tephritidae. The transcript has 10 exons. Gene Ontology annotation, molecular function: N6-methyladenosine-containing RNA reader activity; mRNA binding. The record is from RefSeq and is a predicted model, not a curated record. Bases 237 to 2321 code for a protein of 694 amino acids. Gene Ontology annotation, cellular component: cytoplasm.
GAAUGAAACAUAUCUGAAGUUUAUGCGUCGAAUCGUGUGUUCUUUGUUGGUGUCUGUGUCGCUUUUCGUUCGCUUAUCGGUUUUUGCAAUUGUCCUKUAAAAUAAAAAUAUACAACUUUAGAUAUCAAGUGUUUGACUGCCAACUUAAAUAAGUUAUUCUAUAAGUUAAUUUGUGUGUUGCCGUGUUCAUAUAUAUUAUUUUUAAGAGAAAAGUACAAUACAAAAGUUUACGGCAAAUGUCUACAAGCGUUUCGGAGCAGAUGAAAGCACCUGGAAAUACUGCAAAAAAUGUAGAGGAACGAAAUAUUCCCUGGAGUCAGCAAGUAGAUGAAGCUUCCUAUGAAAAUUUAUCAUCUACUGGUGAUGAAAAUGCAUAUUCUCACCAGAGUUCAAUGCAGUUUCAAUAUCCCCCUUUCAAUAUAAAGGAGAGUCAACAUGUUUCCUGGAAUAACCAAAAGCCUAGAAAACAAAACAGUUUUGACUCCGUUAAAAAGAAUGGGAAGCCAGGUAGUUUUAACCAUACGAAAAGAGAUGACUUUCUGUCAAAUUCAUGGGGGAAUCAGAAAAAAGGGAAACAUAUGACCGACAAUCCUUCAAACAUUAACAGGGCCAUCAGAACAGAAAAUAUGUAUACAAUGGGUAAAUACGAGAACAAAGCGAUUAUAAGUGCUCCGAAUGAGGAUAAGAAAACAGUUACGACAGCUUCUGUGGUACCCAAAAAGACGACUUGGGCGUCAAUCGCUUCGCAGCCAGCAAAAUCGGCUCUAAGGACUAAUCUUUCAACAUUAAGUCAUAAAAAAAAAGGGCCAGGCAUGCCUCCUCCACCAAUGGUACCGGGAAAACAUAACUUGGAUGUUAAUACAUGGGAAUUGCCAAACAACAAUCCUCCUCCUGUACCAUCUCCAUCCCCGUCGACUGAUAAAUCAUUUACUGAAGUUGAUCCCAAUUAUACAGUCGGAGUUGGAUGUGAUUAUGAAAUAGAAGAGAAGGCCGACCGAAGUCACAAAGGGAAUCAAUAUAUUCGCGAAGAAAAUAAAGUAAAUUACAAUAAUAGUAAUUAUGGACGCACGCGAACUUCACCUACAAAUAAUUCGCGUAAGAACUGGUCUUUACAGAUCUUGGAACAAAAUAAUCGGGGGCCUGGAAAUACAAACUUAGGUCAUAUUCGUCGAUCCGAUAAUAAUAUUGGAAAUUGUGGUUAUCAAAGUCGAUUCACGGAACGUAAAAACUAUACUCGUUUAACGGAACAAGAAUCUACUAUAAAAGAUAGUGCUGAACGAAGUAUUAAUUCAUGCCAGAAUGUUGACGAAAUAACUACAGAAGUUUCAAAUGCAGUGCUUGAAAAACUAUAUGAUAAAAACAAUUAUAAUCCAUUGGAAAUUGACUUGAAUAUUGCAACUUCAGCAAGAUUCUUUGUUAUUAAAUCAUAUUCCGAAGAUGAUAUUCAUCGAAGUAUAAAGUAUGAAAUUUGGUGUUCAACUGAUCAUGGCAACAAACGACUAGAUGAUGCUUUUAAAGAACGUCAAAAGGAGGGAGGGCAAGUUCUUCUCUUCUUUUCUGUAAAUGGUUCCGGUCAUUUCUGUGGAAUGGCUCAAAUGAUUACCGCUGUUGACUAUAAUUCUACAUCAAGCGUAUGGUCUCAAGAUAAGUGGAAAGGAAAGUUCAAAGUGAAGUGGAUUUACGUGAAGGAUGUUCCAAACCUUAAAUUAAGGCACAUACGUCUAGAAAACAAUGACAAUAAAUCUGUUACAAACUCACGCGACACUCAAGAGGUGCCUAAUGCUAAAGGUAUCGAAGUUCUUCAAAUACUCCACUGUUAUAAGCAUUCUACAUCCAUUUUUGACGACUUUUACCAUUAUGAAAAAAAACAAGAAGAGGAAGUUUCAAAGAAGCCAACUUCUUACGAUAAUGUAACAACGACUCCACCUAUAAGUAGACAUUAUAGUCGCCAAAGUGAUGAUCGUGAUAGGGAAAGAGAUAUUCGAGUAACUGUUGGGUCUCAAAAAUUUUUCACUAGUGGUACCGCCAGUUUUCGUGAACGAAAUAAUUCUUAUCGAGGAAAUUUCCAUAACUUUAAUGAACAGCGUCGAAAUGAAAGCCAUAAAAUGAACUUAUCUUCAGAUUCACAGCAAAAAGAAAGAGAUGAAAGAGCUGAUACUGAGGUAGAUAGGGAUAAUAAUGAAUAUGGAUGUCGAUAUGGCUCUAAGCUCGAUUAUAUUCAACGUUCCAAGCACAACAGGGACCGUGAUUUAUGUGAAAAAGAAGUAAGAUAUCGGUCCUCAGCUAAAGAAACGUUAAAAGACAACGAAUAUGGCUACUGAUAAUACACGACACACAGUUGACUAAAAUGAUUAUUAACUUUGCGCAUAUUAUUACGAGAUAAAUCAGUAAUACAAUGAAGAAAAAAUUAUUGAACAAUAUAUUAUGAAGAGUUCAAUUACAUUGCUUUUUUGGUAUAAACUUUUUUAGUUGACAUAGUUGUCCUAAUAUUCGAAUCUUUACGUAUAAAUUAAAUUAUUGAUUUUCCAUAAAACCAAUUGAUUAAAGAGAUUUAAAUCGUCUUUCCAUUAAGGUACUCUGUAAUUAAUAGAAAACUUAUGAGUUGACCAAAGCAUUCCAUAGUGAACGAAAUUACCAAUCUGGUACGGAUUAAUUAAUUACUUCAGAUCGAA